Diatraea saccharalis (sugarcane borer) is the source of this 897-nucleotide messenger RNA. The record is from the annotation of a GenBank genome assembly. NCBI's taxonomy places the organism in Eukaryota, Metazoa, Arthropoda, Insecta, Lepidoptera, Crambidae.
GGUUAUUAAAUCUAUUUUGAUAAGAUUAGAAAUUUUAUAUAAAAACAACAUUGCCCGAAGACCAGUGUACUACUACUAGGUGGAGGUGGAGGAGUACCACUGUUAGGUGGAGUUCCUACAACAGCCAUCAUGCGUGUAUUAAUUGCUCUUUUGGGAGUCCUGGCUCUUGCAGCAGCCGCACCAAAGAAUCCCCAGAGGAUUGUUGGUGGUGAUCUAACGACCAUCGACCAAUAUCCGGAUAUGGUAUCAGUAAUGUGGUCCUGGACCGGAGAGAAUCACGUGCAUAACUGUGGUGGUGUUAUCCUUAACAACAGAGCCGUUCUUACUGCUGCUCACUGCACCAUUGGUGACCAACCAUUCAGGUGGCGGUGUCGUGUAGGAUCCACCUUCCCAAACAUUGGUGGUGUGGUACAUCUUACGUCGCACGUCAUCAAUCACCCACAAUACAGCAGUGUCACCUACGAGCACGAUAUUUCGAUCAUUCGUACCUCUACCAAUAUUGGUUUUACUAACGUAAUCCAACAAGCACGCAUUCCCGGCACCAAUUAUAACCUAGGGGACAAUGAAGUAGUUUGGGCUACUGGAUAUGGACGCCUUUACUCUGGGGGACCACUACCAGAGCAACUGAGACACGUUCAAAUAUGGACCGUAAAUCAGGCGGUUUGCGGAGCUCGUUAUGCAGAGUUAAACGCCACGGUCACCGACAACAUGUUUUGCGCUGGCUGGCUCGAUGUCGGUGGUCGUGACACGUGCCAGGGUGACUCUGGUGGUCCAAUUUACCACAAUGGAGUCGUCGUCGGCGUCUGCUCGUGGGCUCAAGGAUGUGCUGAAGCUCGCUACCCUGGUGUUAAUACUCGUGUUUCACGUUACACUCAAUGGAUACUGGCUAAUGCUUAA